AAACUGAAUCCCAGAAUCGCGUGGGAUAGCAACCAACAACAGAUAUUUCAGCCAGACGCCAUUUUCACGAGACUGUAUUUGGGCAGCAGAGAACUUUUUUUCCCUAUUGGCUUACAGAAAUUAGUGAGUAAAAGUACAGCUAACAGUGCAGGAUGUUUUUGAAACUCUUAGUAAUGCUCUUCAUGUCCUUGUGUGCUAUAAAAGCUCAAAGAUCGACUCAGGAUGUAUUUAUGAUGGAAUAUUUUCAGAGGAGAAUCCUGGAGAUGGAGGAACGUCUUAUAAGUUGUAAUCAAGACCUCCAGAGCAUGAACCAGAGGAUGUACGACAUGUCCGCAGAGAUGCGUGGUCAGGUUCGAAGUGUGAAUGUGCUAAAGUCAGAGAUUGAAGGCUAUGUGGACAGCCUAGCCACACGGGUGGACCGAGUGGAAAGAGAUGUUGAGUACCUGCACACUAAACUUCCCGACACAUCUAGCGUAGAGAUCUCAGACUCUCUUCUAGAUCAACAAGUGAAAGAAGCCCAAAGCAAAAGGAAAGCUGUAAUCAUACAGGGAAAAGAGUGUAGCACCAGAUUCUCUGGCAUCAAAUCACAGAAAAUAGUCAAGAAAGCAGGCGAUGUAGUAGGCUCAUGGCUAAAAGACCCAACCGUAGACUCCUCUAAGAUCUACUUCUUUAGCGGCUCCAGGAACAACACUCUGCUUCAGUUUGGUUCGCUGAAAAGCUUCACAGACUCCAAUUCAACCACCAAACACAAGGUCAUCCAACUCCCUCGGCCAUGGCAGGGAACAGGCCAUGCUGUCUAUGAUGGUUUUGUCUACUAUCACAAUGCUGACACUCGAAACGAAGUGCUGAAGGUUAGCCUUGUCAACCGCACCGUGGCCGACCGCAUGCUUUUGCCCGCUGCUGGACGCAUACCCACCUAUGGGCUCGCCCCUCACACUUUCUUGGAUUUCGCUGUAGACGAGCUGGGAUUAUGGGUCAUCCAUGCAGAUCCGGACUUUGGAGGAAAUCUUGUGAUCACUAAGCUGGACUCCAGAAGUCUGUCGGUGGAGCACACAUGGGAUACGACCUGCAAGAGCCACAAUGCAGAAGGCGCCUUCAUAGUCUGCGGCACCAUGUAUGUCGUCUACAACUCGCACUCUGGAGGGCGCUCCAGCAUACAGUGCCUGUUUGAUAUCCAUGACAGCGUCUGGACCGAGGAAUUGCCUGUGAUGUACUUCCCCAAGCGCUACUCCAGUCACUCGAGCAUGCACUAUCACCCGCAAGACAAGCAGAUCUAUGCCUGGGAUGAUGGGUACCAAACCAUGUACCAGUUGGAUGUAAAGAAGAAGUUACAGGUCACCUAAUUUACAACAACACUGAUUAACUCUACCUAGUCAAUAUGUCUCAAUUUAAUCAUCACAUGCUCAGAAAAAUGAUACUGUACUAAACCUGAGUGAUACCAUCAAGGAGUGUUCAUGUGUACCUUUAGUACGUACGUUUCACCUGGGAAAGUGAAUGUUGCGUACCAUUAUAACCUGUUUAAAGUAUAUAAUAUUACAUUAAUGGCCACAGUUGUUGAAAUUAGUUCUAAAGAUGCACUAUAUUCACCUUCCUUUAUCUUCCUUUCACUUUCCUCUGAAAUAUACAUACUAAAGGUACAAAAGAUGCCCCCUUGAUGGUACAAUCCCACUGACAACCAAUGGUACAAUUCAGUGCCUUGUUUUCUAAGACUGCAUGGGCUCACAGAAAGUCUACAUUUUUGCUUUCUCACACUUUGCCAACACCAAUCCUCCAGUAGUAUGCAAUGAACUGAGAGAGAGCAAAAAAUGUGGAGUUUCUGGUACUCCCCAAAGAUUGGAUUUGGAAACAAUAUCUAAGUGAUAUUUGUAACACAUAGCCACAAUGCAAAACACAAGUUUUUCUGGGGCCCACUAGACAGUAUGAUGUACCAUUCCAGCAAUUCUGAAUGGAAAUUAUUAAGGCUAUAUCAGAUGUGUCAAGUGUUCCAUGAGUAGAAGUAAAUAACGAUGGGUUAAAUCAGGGGUGUCUAAUCUUCUCUGCAAAGGGUCAAUGUGUCUAAGGGUUUUCAUUCUAACCAAGCAAGAUUACACUGAAUACAACUCAUCAGGCAACUAAACACCAAGACCAGCUGAUUGAAUAAGUGCAAUCAGGUGUGCUCCUGCUUGAUUGGACUGAAGACCUGUAGAUUGGACUGUAACUCCUGAGUUGUAUCACUGUCGGAGAUCUACCUACAUUUAAGACUUCUUUCUUUGUCAUUCUGGGGAAUCACUUAAAGGUUAUAAGUAGAAUGUCCAAGUAGAAUAUGGGUUUAGCACCCUACUAUGUAGCAUAGCCACCCAUUUAGCCACCCCACGUCACCAAUUCCAUAUGAUGAUGAACAGAAUUAUUGGUAAAUCUUUGUCACAGGGUAGUUUGAAUAAUAAUAAUAGAACUCCCACUUCAAUGUCUUUGGGGAAUUUGAAAGUUCAUUUCAUUAACGAAGAGGAUUGGCAGUGGAGUGCAGGAAAAAUCAAGUUUAGCUAGCGAACACAGAAGCAUAUUAUUCCCUUGCACCACUGACCUUAACAAACAAACAGGUGACCAUACAUUUUCGAGAGCUCCCUGCCUAAAUAUCACAAACUCAGCCAGGCAUUUUCAGCAGUAGUAUCGCUAAAUAAUGAUGAACUUUCCUGUGGUCAUUUGGUUUCCUCAACCUCAGGACUCCAACUCCACAGUCACAAUCAAAAUCUCAAAGCAACAAACAUUCACUUCGAGGCGAGUUCAGAGUUGGAUGAUGACGUCAGCACCGCAGUCCACAACAUGAUUGGACAAUAAUUUAACACAUGUUGUGUCGGUCACUCGUGUGAUUUUUUCUUCUUCUUUUUUCAAAUUUUUUUUUUUACCACAUUUAUUGGAUAAUUUAACACAACAUGUAUUGAAAUACUAAUAACACAAAACGUGUGUAGGAUAUUAACACAUCAUUUCUGAGAGUGUAAGAGCCCUUAAUUGUCCACUGAACACUUAAAUAACAUUCAAGGAACCCUUUUUUCUAAGAGCAUGCCAAGGGAUUUUUACUAAGGGUUGGAACAGUAUUGAGCAACAUUCACAGUAUGAUAAUUGUUGUGGCUAAUUUACAUUAACGGGUUUUUCUCUGAGCUUGUUCCUUGUUUUUGUUUCUCAUUUGGCAGAGGAUUUUAUCCAAAGUGGCUUGCAUAAAACACAGAAUACAAUCCAAACAUUUGAGCUGAGCAGAUGAGGCUUAAGAACUGUGCUCAAUGCCCACACAAUGAAUCUGUGACAGGUUUGGGAUUUAAACUCAUAAUCUGUCCAGCACUAGUGCAGAAAUUUAACAGCCGAGCAAUCACCGCCCCCGUAUAUGCCAAAAAGCGCCAUAUUUAAGCAUCAUCAUACAAGCAAGAGUGCGGUUAUACCGAAUAUCAGCAUGGCUGUGCUUCGGCCGUUUGCAUGAGGUUGCGGGUAAUUACAGAUGCGCCGAUAUUCAGUAUAACAGCACGAUAGUGCAUUACUUUUAUACAACAGUUUUAUAAUUAAUUAAAUUAAUAUUGAGUAACCGGCAUUUCAGACACAAUUUGGCCAAAUUUUGUUUAUUCUUGCUCUGUGAAUGAAAAUAAAUUCCAAAGAAGCCACACUCAGUGAUAGCCCAUUGGCUAGCUGGCUAGCUAGCUCACAAUGAUUUGUAGAUUCCUGUUAAAAGUGUGUCUAGUGUAACUUGCUUCGCUUCUUCCUUUUUCUUCAUAUGACAAGCUUUCAUAUUUUAAUUAAGAAGUUAUCAUGACAAACGUAUAGUUUUCCAAGUCUGAUGAUGACUCUAGUACUGUAACUGUUUCAAUGGGUCUGUUGCUAGAAUUGGAAUUUUACAUAGUGAACACAGACAGUGUUAAUACAACAUUAAAUAAAAAACUUUUUAAAAACACAUUAAUACAAACAGUGAAACCUGCCAAAUAUAAACACUAUGUGAACGCCACUUAUCCAAUCAAAUUAGUGGACCAGAAAUAACUGUUGUUUAAGUAGAGUUUAUUGUAUUUGCUGCAAAUGGAAAUGAUACCUAAUGUCUACUAAAGAAAUUUAUUUGAUGAAUCAGUUGAAGCAGAUUAGGUCAGGAGAAAGUUCAGAAAAUUAGAGCCACAUGAGCAGAGUUUGUGACCAGUGGACUCAAUAAAUGGCUGAUAAGGUUGCACUAGGUGUGCCAAUGCAAAUAAAGCCUAUUUAGUCCUCCAGGACUGGAUUUCAAUACAGGGGACUAUACUCUAUCUACAUUUUAACCUGUUAGAGUGGAGUGGAGAUUUUCCUUUACCAAACAAUUAUUCAGAGCCUGUACUGCCCUCUUCUGUGUAGUCAUAGUCAUUACAAAAGAGGAAAAAUUCCAGACAUUAAAGAAACUUUAACUAUGUUAAGGCAGCAGUAUCAUUUGUAUUAUUUCAUAUAUAGAAAGGGCUCUGAUAGUGUGAUUAUAUUGAGACACUAGAUUAUAUAGUAUGAAUAAACAGCAUUUUGAAAAAAAAAAAUAUAUAUAUAUAUUGGUUGUUAUUAUUUGUCUACUGUGAUUAUUGAUGUCAUUCUCUCUCAUUACUAAACCCAUGCUUGAAUAAAUCUAGCAUAAAUCAGA
Molecule: messenger RNA, 4606 nt
Organism: Ictalurus punctatus (channel catfish)
Lineage: Eukaryota; Metazoa; Chordata; Actinopteri; Siluriformes; Ictaluridae
Gene: olfml1
Product: olfactomedin-like 1
Exons: 3
Coding region: 153-1343 (396 amino acids)
Biological process (GO): signal transduction
Source: RefSeq, a predicted model, not a curated record